This is a messenger RNA of Cladocopium goreaui, 2355 nucleotides long. The record is from the annotation of a GenBank genome assembly. NCBI's taxonomy places the organism in Eukaryota, Dinophyceae, Suessiales, Symbiodiniaceae.
AUGUUGAGGCUGACGGGCCGCCACUGCUUGCUCACCCAGGUAACAUUUAUGUGGAACAACCAGGUUUGCUAUGGAAGCCAACUCCAUCUGGAGGUUUUGAAUGGUGAUGAGCAGGAGGUGUUUCAGCAACUUUCUCAAGGAGCGGAUGUCUUUGAGGCAUUCCACUACCAAGACACAUAUGGCCAGCCCAUUCACCUGGCCGCCAGCCGUGGGCACAUCGCUGUGGUGAAUGUGCUGCUUCAAAAGAACGCCAGCCUUGAAAGUCAUCUGAUGCGUGACGGCCAGAAGAUGUCUGAUGUGUUGCAUGUGGCCGUUCACAGGGAAGGCUUUGGUGGGUCCGAAGAGAUGAUUGAUUUCCUUUGUGAAAAGAAAGCUGAUAUCAUGUCAGUGAACGAUUAUCAUCAGAAUUGGACGCCUCUUCAUGUGGCUUUCCAAACGGGCAAUGAGGCAACCAUCCAAGCGGUGGCCAAGCAUGUGAAUCAGCUGAAGAAAUCUCUUCAAGAACAGUGUCCCUGGAACUUGGAUGAUGAACAAGAUAUUGACUUUCAGGAUGAUCAGCGCACACCCACUCCACUAGAGGUUGGCAUCAAGUGGAGCAAAAUGAAAACAGCAGCUUUGGCCAGAGCGGCAGAGCCCAACAUGCAGAAUUUCAAGACCUUCAUCCAUCAAGCACCCGAGUGCAUUCCCUGCUUCGCUCAGCGCCUGCAGAACCUUUGGAGCAAGGAGACCCUCACCGAGCAACUGGGUAGCAUGACCGUUGAGGACGUGGCCACCCUACUGAAUGAAUUCCCACAGGCGGCUGCCUCAGUCUUGGAGGCGGCCACGGCUGAACCUGUGGUUGAGAGCUAUGGUAGACAUCCCUUGCCUGCCAGGGUCAGCUUUGCGUUUCAGCGGAGGGUUCCAUUUCACAUACGGCCAUUGCUAUGUUUCUACACUCCGGAGUUGAAAUGGAGCUAUGAUGACUCCUGCCGGAUGGCACCGGAGUGGCAUAGAGAUUUAACAGAUGUCCGAGACAAGCCGAUGAAUGACGCCACGAUUCAAGUGUGUCACAUUCCUGACAUCAUUUCUCCGAGUUUUUUCUCUGCUGUGCUGGAUGCCCGUACAACACACCAACAGGCCCUGUUCCUUUUUAAAUGCACACCCGUGCGCGGUGCAGUUUGGUUCACUUUUUGGUACGGCUCCAUGUGGGUUGAUAUCGUCCAGACGGUGAUUUCAACAUGGGGUCUAUGCUUGUUGGUCAUCGAGACCCUGAUGGCUCAUGAGGCUUCAGUAGAGGCUGACCAGGCCUUUGUGGCCUUAACACCCAGCUUGGCGAACGGCCAGGGAAUUGUUGCAGAUUGGAUCGUUGCGAAAGGUAUCGUGGAUGGCUUUCUGGAGGCGGUGCAGUUUGUGGUGUGCUGUCGUACUGACCCAGCUUCGUACUGUCGUUUGGGCAAUCUUUGGGACCUGAUUCGAAGCUUCCUGCCGAUUCUGCUGUUGUGGCAGCACCAGUCGCGCUGGCUUCAAUGUUUGAUCAUUCUGAUUUAUUGGAUGCGAUUGCUUGAAGGCGUCUCGUUGUCCAGGCAAAUUGGUCUGGCAUUGUUGCCCCUGAAAAAGUUGGCUCAUGGAUUGCUUCCGGCCAUGAGUUUCACUGUCCUGGGAUUUUGUGCUUUUUCUCACGCCAUGUGUGCGGUUCAAGUGACCCCUGAGCACUUGUGGCCGCACACUUUUUGGUACAGCUUUACCACGCUGAUAACGCAAGGGUUGCCGGAGCAACCGCCAGAUGACUACCUUGAAUUGAUGUUGCUCUAUGGAGGCGUUCUCUUUUUCUCCAUAUUUGUGAUGAACAUUUUCAUCGGAGUGAUCAGUGAACAGUACGCUUCAGAGAAGGAGCAAGGGGACGUGAUGUUUGAACGGGUACGAGCGCAUUCCUGCCUCAACUAUCUCACGCGUAUCAGUUUGCUCCCCUGCAAUUUGCUCACAUCACGAGCUGCAGCGCUGCUGGCCUUCGGAGCCACCGCUUUGACUUUAGCACUACAGCUUUGGGUCCUUUUCUACGGCAGCCCAAUGCCAGGAUUUUGGCAGUUGGCAGCCUUGAUUGUUUCGCAAGUGGUACUCUUCAUGGCUUCCAUUCAGUGCAAGGGCAAGAACUAUCCAUGGAGCGAGCAUGAUGGUGGUAGGAGGUACCUCUGGAUCUGCGAGCCCUGCGAGCCCAGCGAGUCGGAUGCCGCCGAGCCCUGGAGCCAGGUGGAAGUCGUUAAAAAAGCCUUGGAGCGACUGGAUGCGAAACUGGACAAUCUUCAGGACGAGAUCAUGAAGCGAGUCCAGAGGGCUUUGAGAGAAGGGCGGACGUCUCCCGCGCCCUCAGUUUCCUAA